Messenger RNA from Poecilia reticulata (guppy), 2699 nucleotides. The record is from RefSeq and is a predicted model, not a curated record. NCBI's taxonomy places the organism in Eukaryota, Metazoa, Chordata, Actinopteri, Cyprinodontiformes, Poeciliidae.
GGGACAAGGGUGUAAAGAAAAUGGAUUGAUGGAUGGAGGUACUCCAUGCAAAAAAUGGGGUCACCCAUUGUGGCUUCAGAAUCAGGACAACUUGUUAUAACUUAUUGAAUCAUUGAUUAGUUCUCAACUAAAAACUCCUGACAAAAAUGUAUGACCACUGGUUAAUGAACCUAAACACUUAGUUAGGCAGCAGAAAAAUGAUCCAAAGCACACCAGUUCAGACUUAAAUUUACUUGAGAUAUCAUUGCAUGGCAUUUCAAGAAAACCUUCCAAUGUGGCUUAAUUGAAUCAAUUCCUAAAAGGAGGUUUAGGCAAAGUUUAUCCACAUGUAAGAGACAAACUAUUACAGGGGUGAAACAGAGCACAACCAUCACUGCUAACCAGAUUGUUGAAACACAAUAAUAAAGUUUCUGAAGGAUGGCUGAACACUAUGUAAAUGCAUACUUUGCAUGGCAUCUGGAUCCGCCUUGAUGUGGGCGGACGCAUUACCAACUACAGAUAAAUUGAUAUUCACUCGUCUGUGUUUUAUCAGUCAAACUUAACUACGGACUAACCAAGAUCAGACAAGAGAGGCUUUCAAAAAGGUAUCAGGACAGCCAUGGAUACAAACACGUCCAUCCAUCAAAUCAACAACACGGAGGAGUCCAUGUCCUCCUCAGACUACUAUGCAAAUCUGAAAAAAUCUCUACACAUCUUGUCUCUUUGUGUUUUCGGCAUGGCGUGUGUGCUUGGGGUGUUUGGAAACGGACUGGUUAUCUGGGUGGCCGGCUUCCGCAUGAAAAAAACUGUUAACACAGUUUGGUUUCUCAACCUAGCUGUGGCUGACUUCCUCUUUACGGCCUUCCUCCCCCUGAGCAUUACAUACCAGGCUUUGAAUUUCCACUGGAUGUUUGGGAAGCUCAUGUGCAAGCUGAACGGCACAGUAAACUUUCUAAAUUUGUACGCCAGCGUCUACACCCUGGUGGCGAUCAGCGUGGACAGGUUGGUGUCCGUAGUGUGGCCGGUCUGGGCUCAGAUUCAUAGGAACGUGAGGAAGGCUUCCUAUAUGAGUCUGUGUGUUUGGGCAUUUGCUUUGACUCUCAGCCUUCCGUCCUUUGUCUUCAGAGAUACUGAAAGCUACGAUAACAUUACCAUCUGCUACAACAAUUAUGCUUUCUCCAAUAAUUAUACCAAUCCAGAUGUGAUUCAACUGCAACAUUUUCGCCAUCGAUCUAUGACCGUUACCCGUCUUCUCCUGGGCUUCAUCAUCCCCUUCAGUGUUAUGGUUUCCUGUUAUUCCAUCAUAAUCCAUCGCCUCAGGAACAGCCCCACAUUGGCCAAACGAUCAGGCCGCCCUUUUAGGGUAAUUGCUACCAUCAUUAUUACGUUUUUUCUGUGCUGGGCUCCCUUUCACAUCAUGACGAUAGUUGAGUUGAAAAGAUUUGAUCCAAACAGCCAAAGCGAAACACUGGCCCAUGUCAUCGGCAUCGGGAUACCACUUGCCACAUGUCUGGCCUACAUUAACAGCUGCCUGAACCCGGUGCUGUAUAUAUUCAUAGGCCAGGAUUUCAAGGAUAAAAUCUGCAAAUCCAUCCUGAAGGUGUUGGAGACUGUAUUUCAGGAAGAUGAGAUCCACACUUACACAAAAUCUACCACCACCAGCGAAAACAAGAGAUUUGACCACAACACUGAAUUGUAGAAAUAGCACUGAAUUUUCUACACAGCUGAAAGGAUUGGACAACUAUUAUAAAAUCCCUGCUUUAUUACAUUAUAAUUGGGUCUGAUUAUCAAAAACAUUGAUGUGAUGUAUACAAAUGACUACUUAAGAGAAGGACAAAAUCAAAUAAACAUUUCUCAUGACUGAUAUUUUGUAAAUUUGACAUGUGCACUUGCAUUAUGCUAUUAUCAAUCGACCAAGCUCUUAAUUUUACUGUUAAAUAAAUAUUUUUAUAUAUAAAUUAAUUGUAUUUCAUAUAUAUUCAUUGUAAAUACCAAAGCAAUUUAAUUAAAUGUUUCUUGUACAAUAUUUGAGAAUCAGUUUAUUCCUGAAAGAAAGAAAGAAAGAAAGAAAGAAAGAAAGAAAGAAAGAAAGAAAGAAAGAAAGAAAGAAAGAAAGAAAGAAAGAAAGAAAGAAAGAAAGAAAGAAAGAAAGAAAGAAAGAUACACUUAUUGAAGUGACAAAAACACUGUGUGUGGACACAUCUUGCUUUUACUGAAGUGUGUGAUGUAAGUCCUCAGUAAUAACUGGCAUCUUUCAGAAAUUGUGUAUGGCAGGAAGGUUAUGUUGAAAACACCAGGGUCCUGAAACUGUUAACAGGAAAAGCUUUAUCUAUGUUCAGAUUUUUCCAUCAGAUAAUUGAAGGCUAAAUGUGCCACUUCAUUUUUAGGUGUAAAAAUGAAGCUAUUUCUGCUGUUUGUUUUUCUACUGUUUCAUCUUAACAAUGGGGGAAUUUUUAGAAAAAUCCCCCCAUAGCUAAGCUGUUUGUCAGAAAAAGCAAGAUUUAUUUUGGUCCUUAACUUUGUCAGUUUUAUUAUUGUCAAUGAGGCUGUUUUGUUGGCACGAUUUUGCUUGUUAUUUUUCUUUGAUUCCAGAGGAGACUGUUUAACUUUUUACAUGUGCUAAUCCCAUAAGAAAAACUGAUGUAUUUUAUUUCAAUGCUAUGUCUAAUAUAUUGUCAUGUACUAACUCUUGAAUAAAAUCAUUGAAUGUGAUCAUUUUA